Acinonyx jubatus (cheetah) is the source of this 7492-nucleotide messenger RNA. RefSeq names its product transmembrane protein 196 (gene TMEM196). The transcript has 5 exons. NCBI's taxonomy places the organism in Eukaryota, Metazoa, Chordata, Mammalia, Carnivora, Felidae. The record is from RefSeq and is a predicted model, not a curated record. The coding region runs from base 4190 to 4747 and encodes 185 amino acids.
UACCAUACUUUCUCUAAUUUUCAUAAGCACUAACAAUAUUAGGUAAUGACUUCUAAGAUCUAUCACCAGAAAACAAAACAAACAAACAAACAAAAAGAUAAAUUUAGUUUUAAUUAUCUUCACUUCUUGAUAUUUAAAUUAAAAAAUAUUCAAAAUAUUGUUUUCUUUUUUCCCUUUUUACCAGAAUCACAUUAUCAAAUCCUACCUAAGUCUUUAGGUAUAAUCAUUUCUAACCACACUGACAAGAGUAUUAAGAUAUUAAAUGUACUUGUAACAUUUAAAAACUGCCAAAUGGUUGGUAAUGAUUUUGUGAUUUUUCUUUUCUUUAAUUUUUAUACUAAAUUAGUCGUUCAGUCACCAUACAAAUUUAGCUUAUAGUAGCUUAAACACUUGAAAUCAGAUUUCAGAAUUAAUGUUUAAAAUUUUGACCUUUUCAGUUACUAACCAGUAUUGGUGAUUGACUUGCUUGUUUCAUCAGCUUACUUCAUUAUACAAAGACAGGUGGUAUUUGUUUCACAACUUUUGGAUUUUCCUUUGUCCAUAUUUUAAAAUUUCUAUGAGUCUUAUUUGGGAAGAUGGGUGCAUGAGUAUCUCAGAACUCUUAAAUGCUUAUUGGCAGAACUUAGGUCCUUAAAGAAAUCAGUUAUGAAGGAUUUUUUUCUGAUUAGCUGAUAAGUUUAAUAUGAAUUAUUUCAGGUUACCUAUACACUCAUAUUCAUUGUGUCAUUUAUAAACCAGCAGGUGGCAAACUUGAGAUUUUUUUAUACUAUGACUCUUGUUAAAGAUGUACAAGUAUUGAGCCAUGUAUCACUGGAUCUCAUGAAUAGCUCCUUUGUUGUCCAUGAUUUAAAAAUUAAACCCUCUAACUGUAGAGCCACUGGUAUUUGGAUAGCAAUGCACUUUAUUUAUUUAUGUAUGUGUUUAGUUUUAAUUUUAUUUGCAGUUUCGUCCUAUAAUUCUUUCUCUAAAAACCAGUUUUGAAGCAUAAAAGAUGCCAAUUUGAAUCCAUUUUUGUUAUGAUUUCUAUGAUUAAGAAUAAAUUUUAGUGGUCCUUUUGUUUACUUUGGGGGAACUUUACAUCAUUUAAAGGGGCAUGUAAAAUUACUUUGCUCCCAGAACAGGCAGUAUUCUUUUGAAAGUUCUAAUAGCAUUGAUUCUCAUGUUUUUAAACAUAAAACAUAAUUUCCUCUAUGUAUAAUUAUUGGUUUUAUUUUAUUCCUCUAAAUAUUUCUGUAUAAGUAAGUGUAAUUCAUUGGUAGUCACUGAUAAGUGAAGAUAGAUUUAAUUUCUUCUGUAUACAUUUGAUUUUUAAAAGUUAUGAGUCAUGCACCAGUUAUCUAGGAUCAAUCAAGAUUGAUUAUAUUCAGGCAUAUGAUUAAGCUGUGGGGGCAUUUAAGUGAACAUAUUUCUAGGCAUCGCAUUCAGAAAUAAUACAACCAUAAUAUAUGAUUUACUUAUUUCUUUCUCUUUCUGAAGUCUAUCUAUUGUUAACACUACUUGUAUGUCCUCUACAAAAUUAAUUUCCCUUCCUUAAGUCACACUCCUUCCUGUAUGUCUGCAUUGACCAAUCUAUUUGAACAGUUACUCUAGUUUGUUAUUCUCUUUCAAAUGGGGGAAGAAUUUUAAAAAAAAAAAAAGAAAAGAAAAGAAAAGGAGUGACUAAAGACAAACCAAAGCUAGGCAACCUAGAUACUUCAUUAUUUCUACAUAUAAAUUGGAUCAUCUAGAUGAUUUCUACAAUAUUUAAAUAAAAUAAACUGUGCCUCAUUAAAACCAAAAAAUACUUGAAGGAUUCUAACAACUGGCUGUUUGGUGGACUGGGUUUCCAAGACGUGGAAAAUGAAUUCACUAAUUAAUCAACAUAAAUGUUUGAGUUGUUUUCCAAAUAUCACAAUAACUGAGGACUAUUAAAGGCCUAAUAACUUAUAAUUCUUCCUUCCUGCUUUUAUAUUUUUUAAGGUGAGAGGACUCAAUUCUUUUUAAAUGUAGAAUAUAAACACAUCAUAAAGAAAGUAAAUUAUAAUCGUUUGAUAAUUUAAUAGUUUAGUUUAAAUGAUUAAAUAAGCCCCAAAUCAAAUUUAAGAGAAAACUGAAAUUGACACUUAGGCUAUACAAUAUGUAUCACUCAGCUUUAGUGAUCUCAGCAUUAGGGCUUUAAAAAAAGAAACUUCUAAUCAGAGAGAUGCCUACAUUGCAUUAGUCUGCAUGUAUGCAGAGGACAAGAUGCCCUGGUUUGGUCUAGUAUAUCCUCACUCAAUCCUCCUCUUUUUUUUUUUUUUUAAUUUCUUAAUGCUUAUUUAUUUUUGAGAGACAGAGAGACAGAAUGCAAGUGGGAGAGAGGCAAAGAGAGAGGGAGACACAGAUUUUGAAGCAGGCUCCAGGCUCUGACCUGUCAGCACAGAGCACGACAUGGAGUUUGGGCCCAGGAACUCUGAGAUCAUGACCUGAGCCAAAGUCUGAUGCUUAACAGACUGAGUCACCCAGAAGCCCCUCUCCUUUCUUUUAUUUUCCUCCAAUCUAUCUCCAACUGUGAAACUCAGUUUUUGAGAAAGAUGGCCCACACCCCAAAAACACCUUCUCACCUCUCUGUUUCCUGAGUCUCCCUGAUGAGAUGCCUUGUGAUUUUUCGUGAAGUAAAAUCAGAGAUAUGAAAAUGGGAAACAGACACAGUGAUUUCCAUACUUCUAGAACACCAUGUGCAUCAGAUUAUAACACAGAAACACCUAAGCUAGGGUUGGCUCCUGCCCUGAUGACUCUGACAACUGUCAGUUGUUCAAAGAGCCAGAUUUUUGUUUUUAAUAAUGCCCUUUCCAACGUAAUACUUAAAUGUACACGUCUUGAAUUUCAGUGUGAACACAGGGUCCUAGUCAUGCUUAAAUCUGGCGACGCAUCCCAAACGGAUAGCAGUGCUACUGGGUAAGAGCAAGGGUCUGCUGAAGAAUAAGGACCACCAACAUCCCCACUGAAGUGUGUUCGGCCCAUUGCGUCUCCACACCUCCGCUACCAACACGCAAGGGACUUGUGGAAACAAAGGAGAGUUGACGCUCCCUAUGAGCAGGCUUGAGUCUAGCUCUUUAGAGUGUGGAAUUCCUGGGUGAAAGUCCAUAGGGGUCCUAGUGAAUUUAGGAGUCUGGCCUUUCUCCAUCCCUUCGGCUCUCUCUGCCUUUCUAUUUCUUUGCCCACUGUGCCCCCACCCUACCCCGUGUAUACGCAAAAGAAAGUUUUACACAGAAUGAGCUCCGCGUUGACGUAGGCAUCCCUCCCCUUCCAUCUGGAUACAAACCCAGAAGGGAGCAAGCAGGGGAGAUGCGAAGGCAGGGAUCGCGAGGAUCAUUGUGGUUAGGGUCCCCAGGGGGGGCCGAUCAGGAGCCAGCCAAGAGUAUUGGUUCUAGACCCACAAAUAGAUCAGGCUUUUCCCUCCUCCAUCAACCUCUCAAAUCCCAAUGAGGUCACUGAAAUGAAAGAGAAUCAGAGCAAGAGGCAGGGGGAGGAAGAGGACGACGAGGAGGGAGAAGAAACCCAGACGGAAAAAGGCCAUCAGACAAGGUCGCUUUUUCUGGCGACACAGCAACUACGAGGAGCGUGGUGCUGAAUAUAUCCGCCCGCUCAGCCUGGGGACCGAGGGACUCGCAGAAGCACUUUGUGUUACCACGAAAACAAAGGAGAGGAGACGAGAGCGAGAGGGAGAGAGAAGCUCUGAACAGUUCCGCUUUGCAUCUCUGGGAAGCAAGGCUCAUCUCCUUGGCAAGGAAAGAAAGGGAAGCCUGAAGGGUCUGGGAGGCUACGAAGGAAGCAGGUUUCCUGCGGAGACUUGGGACGCGGCAGAACUCUGGACAGCGCCUCUCCAGCAGGGCUCCUUUCCUCCUGGCUCCGCCAGGUUUCUGGCUCCUUCCUGAAAGCCCUUCUGCGGGUACACUCUCCUCUCCUGACCCCGACCACCGAACCCGGGAAAAUCCGACGAUCCCUGUCAGAACGUGCCAGGGGGCGGAGCGACUCUUGCCUCUGGCCCGGUCAGGGAAGAGGGUCUCCGGUUCUGGAAAUCUAGUCCUUGUGGAGAAUGCUUCGCUGGUGAAGAAAGAAAAGUUUUGGGGUCUGGUAGGGGGCGGAAGGGGUAAGGAGGAUAGUGGAAGAAAGAAGGUGGAUGGUUGGUUUCCCUCUCUGAUCUGGAAGGAAUGAUGACCGAGGAAGGAUGUGCACCAGCGGCCAGAUUAUUGGGAGCCUCUUGGUGCUCUCUGUGCUGGAGAUAGGGCUGGGGGUGUCCAGCGUGGCCGUGGGGGCGGUCAGCUUCAGCCUGGCCCUCCGAGAGCACAAGCCGCAGCUCGGAGACUCGUCCCCGGUAUGGAGCGGGGUGUGUUUUCUUCUUUGUGGCAUAUGUGGAAUAUUGUGCGCCAAAAAAAAAUCUGGACUUGUCAUGAUCCUUUUUUCUGCCUGCUGCAUCUGUGGACUCAUUGGGGGCAUCCUGAACUUUCAGUUCCUGCGGGCAGUGACAAAGAAGACCUCUUCCCUCUAUCCUCUGCAUCUCGCCUCCAUGUCUCUCGCGUGCAUUGGGAUUGGUGGCUGCACCCUGUCUUCCUGGCUCACGUGUCGACUAGCCAGCUACGAGCAGAGGAGGAUGUUCUCUGAAAGGGAGCAUUCGCUGCACCACUCUCAUGAAAUGGCCGAGAAAAGAUUGAGGGCUAUUGAAAUAACCGACUUGCCCAGCUGCCCGGUGGUGCCCCCGACACCAGAGUUACCUACAAGGAAAUGACAGACAACAUGAGCAAUGGAGGACCACAACUGAUAUUUAAUGGAAGAGUAUAAUCAAUGUUUUAAAGAACUGAACAUUUUUUAGGAUUUUCAUGAGGAAAGGAAAUACCAAAGGACUAGGAGAUAAAAUUACAACAGUUCUUGCAUUUGCUGUUAUCUCUCUUGAGCACCCACUGUAAUUAUUCUCCCACAGUUUUGCCUCAUUUAUUUCUCCAGCUUUUUUAUUGGGUGAAGCCUUCAGUAAUGCAGUAAUUUUAGCAGAAUUUCCAGAUUGUUCUAAAGACUUUUCAGGAAAAAAAAAAAAGAGGAAUAAGCAGAUUCAUAUUCUACAAAACCACUAUUUGACUAGCAUGAGUGUUAGAUUUGUAAUGAUAUAUUUCAUAUAAAUAAUCAAAAGUACAAAUAUCAAGAAGUAACAAUAACCUACUGAUGUCUUUGUUUUGAAAGACAAUGGCUUCAAGAAUACCACAAUUCAAAACCUCAGCAAUGCCUUGUUGUAAAAACAUUAUAAUUAUUUCCAAUUUGUGAAUGAACUAUAUUUCAUAAUUUAUUUGUAAAUGAUAAAAAAAACCAAAAACAUAAACAAGAAUUUUUUUAGAGAGAGACAAUGCUAAUCUGUAUGAUAUUUUUGCAUUUUUGCACAAGAGUGAAAAAUUAUAAAUGAACAUCAUUUAAGGAAAAUAAAUAUGCUUUCAUUAUACCGUGCAGAUUGAUCUGCAUGUUCAUGAAUGAGCCUAAGAAUAAAAUAAAGUGUGUGUGUGUACAUAUACUGUAAAUAUAGAAAAUAUAUACAGCAUAUAUUUAUAGCACUCAUGAAUGUAAAUAGGUAGUCAAAAAGAAAUUAUAAUACUUGUUGGGAUAUUAUCAAGAUUCUAUCCCCAAAUAUAUGGGAAAGCAAUUUUUCAAGGCUUUUAUAUGCCCACAAAAUCACACAUUUGAUUUCUACUAAAUUUGUUCAUUUUAUUCUUUUUAUUAUGUCUGCUGUGUGUAAAUUUCAUUGUGACUGACAUUUAUGGAGUUGAGAUAUCUGAAUAGGGUAGUAUAAAGAUAGAUUACUUAUUUGGCUAUUUUACUUUUAGGGUAUUUAUGUAAUAACAAUGAUCAAUACUGAUUUAUAAACAUAACAACUUUAAAUCACAUACUUCCACCUUAUAAAUAUAAACAUAAUGACUUGUGAUUAUUCAUGAUACUUAUAUUUCAACACCUUACAACCCCGAUGAUGUAUGCCCAAAAGGUAAAGUUAUAAUUAGCUUUGGUAGAACUUAAUUUAGUUUUUUUAACUUUAUAGUUUACAUGAAACAAUACAGACCAUUUUUAAAAAUACAUUUAUUCAAAGAACCUGAAAGAGUUCUUUGUAGAAGGAAAUAGGCCUACAUUUAUAUAGCUAGAUUUAAAUCUUCCAUAAUGGAAUGUUAAAAUAGAAAUCUAUGACAAAAUGAAUAGGCAAGAAAAUAGCAUAGUCUUUGACAUAUUUAUGAGAAUAAAACCUCUGGUAAUAGAUUUUAAAAAUGUAAUAUUUUAAAAUAUGUAAUUCUCACUGUAUUGUAUACUUUUAUUUUGUCCCCAAAGCUAGUCAGUUUUCAAGUCAUUUUUAUGAGUUACUUAUUGAGCCAUAGGUAAAUUCAACCUUUAAUGUUCAGGAUGAGAACAUGUUAUAAUUUAGAAACAAAAUAUGGGUUUUAAUUAUAACAAAAUAAUAAUUCCAGUUAAUGGAAAUCUGAAGGUAUUUUAGUUUUAGAGCAACAUGAUCAUCACCUGCCCCAUUUAAGUCAACUCAUAAGAAAAUUCUGGCUGUAUAUAAUCAAAAGAAAUAACUGAACUAUGGUUGGUGUAGUGUUUGAAGUCUUCUAACUCAUAUGAAUAACUUCUUUAUCCAGCACAUUACAAAAGUUGCCCAUAAAUGCAACCUCAAUAGUGAAUCAACAUUAUCACUCUUCUAUUGAUGCCACAAACAGGCAUAAUCAUUGUCACUGAAAAUAUAAACUAUACAAUGCAGAUAUUUUGUAUAUAUCUGGCUCUACUGAACUUACACAAGGAUGUAGUUUUGUACUGAAGGAAUAACCACUGACUCUAAUUUUAGGUGGCAUUUCUUUGUAGACGUGUUUGUAUAAUACAGAGUUAUAAUACAUCAGUAAGAUGUUUUAAUGCCUUUUGAAAUAAUCUAUGAAAUCACCCAUCAAAGGACAAAAGUAAGCAUCUCAUUGCUUUGAUAUAGAGUUACGAAGAGAUGCUAUCAUUACAAUUAUCCACAUAGUCUACAGUGUAUAUAACCAAGUAUAGAUAUGUCUUUAAAUGUAGUUAUUUUAACCCAGUAUUUUCAGGGCUCAGUUAUUUAGAGGGAUUUAUUUGUGAUUUAUAGCGAUUCUUUCUGAAUUAAACAGGGGAAGUUAGGAAGACAUUGUUCAAGUAGCUGAAAAUUUAAUUUUCACAAUAAAUUGAGCUAUGAACUAGAACAUUUUAAGUGACUGCAUUACAGUUUUAGUAUGAGCCUACCCUUGGGAGAAAGUAAGUUAGGAAAAAAAUAUGUGAAACUAGUGUGGUGGUGUGCUAUAGAGACUAGCUACAAAAAGAUGCAGUUAUUAGAAGCAUAAAAGAAUAAAAGUGGACUCUGGAAAAUUUUAAACAUAUAUGUGCAUAUAUGUAUAAACACACAUACACACAUAUAUAUACAAUCGUUUAGAAGUGGAACAUGGUAUGAUGACUCUAUGGAUAUGUCUAUGUAAUAAAAUGGUGUGCUUUGAAACUA